Dicentrarchus labrax (European seabass) is the source of this 817-nucleotide messenger RNA. It is a transcript of the gene ecrg4a, whose product is annotated as ECRG4 augurin precursor a. Lineage: Eukaryota; Metazoa; Chordata; Actinopteri; Moronidae. The transcript has 4 exons. The record is from RefSeq and is a predicted model, not a curated record. Gene Ontology annotation, biological process: anaphase-promoting complex-dependent catabolic process; G1 to G0 transition; cellular senescence. Bases 100 to 537 code for a protein of 145 amino acids.
GAAAGUCUGGGUUGACGCCCACUCUUCCCUCUGGUUGUGCAGUAGUUUAUGCACAGUUGUUGCCUUUAAGCAGCUCUGUAAAGACUGAGUGGGUACAAGAUGGCAUCCCAGCAGCUCUGUUGGAGGGUAAUGGGGCUAGCGGUAUUGCUGACACUGUUGGCUCUUAGAGAUGUAUCCAGUGACAGCAGCCUGCACAAGUUCUUAAGGAAAAGAGAUGUGGCAGGAGCUGGUACUGCCCCCUCAAAGUCCUCUGUCGCUGUCUCUCCUUCCAAGGCUCAAGAGUUUCUGGCAAAACUGAGCAGAACCAAGAGGAACAUCUGGGAUCGCAGCAGACCAGAUGUACAGCAGUGGAUUAUGCAGUUUAUGUACAUGGGGUUCGAUGAGCAGAGGCUGGAGACUGACCUGUCAUACUGGAUGGACAUGGCUCGCUCCACUGACCAGGGACGUCAGCACCACUAUGAUGAAAACUCCCCCACCGGCCCGCGUGACCCUGGUUCUUACAGACAUGGAGCUAAUGUCAACUACGAUUACUAUUAACUUCAGUCACAAACACACAGAGGUCAAUGCUUCUGUGAAUGGUCAAAGGGUUUGUUUUGUUUUAGUAAGUCUGCCUUCUGUUUGAGAGAACACAAGCUGUUAUAGUUUCACACCUACCAUGCAGCUGUCAACAUCCAACUACUUCACAGCUGCUGACUUCUUUGUUUUCAUUUGAUACGCCCACCAGUAUAAUCCACUCUCAACCUUUUCUCCCCAUAUAUUCAUCUUGGCACUUUUCUUAUCAAGAGAUUAUUGUAAAUAAAGAUCUGGUUUCAUACUC